AUACCGUCGAAAUUCGAGAGGAAAAAACAACAAACGAAAUAUUUUUAUCUCGCAGACCUAUGCCAGGGUACACUUACAUUCGAUAUGUGGCAAAACAUCCGAGCUAAACUAUUUUCCCUGGCCGCUAGCCGUAUUUUAAAACGAGAAAGUAGCCACAAUUAUCCUUGACCGAUGCCGUUGGACAAUUAGUUACGCUUGACCGCGCUGGGUAGGAGAGCAAACUAUAUUACCCUCCCUGCCAGGUGGGAAAAUGUCGCGCUCGGCCGGUCUGGGAACUAGGGCAAACUAUUUUACCCUCCCUACCCAAAAGAGCAAACUUCGCGCUCUGCCGAAAUUGACCAAAACAUCCGUUGGGCGGGAAAACCCCACCAGCUGAUCGAUACCUGAGCUUGUCUGUUAUCAAAAAAUGUCUAAACUUAAUCCUCUUGGCGGCCUUAAACGAUCUAAUGAAAACGAUGAAAGGUUAAGCGCUACUUCCAAAAAGGCUGAAGUCGUGAAGGGAUUUACUGGAGCGAAAACAUGGGUCAUGCUAAAUUAUGAGAAGAGCAAAAAGAGCUUUGCACAAUUAAACGAUAUUAUUGACCACUAUACAGAAGAAAACAAGGAAAACAUAGCGCCUGCAAGAAAGGUCGUAGUAAAAAGAGCCGUUGACGAAGUCUUCGGCGUAAAGUGUGUGAAAAGGAUGAUUAAUUAUGUUCGGGAGCAAGGGUACCCUUGCCUUAGAAAAAAACAGUUUUUAGACGAAGGGCAAGCAGCCGAGUUUGUAAAUGAGUGGGAACAUCUAAAUUCAAAUGCAGAGGAGAUCAUGUCGCCGCCCUGGAGUGUACUGAGAAACGACCUGAAUAGUAGUUUCAACCAAAUACUAUUCCUUACAUGAUAUUCCCAAUUCUGCUAUUCUCUUAUUGUGUAAAUACUGCUAUUCCUUAGGGGAAGUUUAAUGGUUUUUCCGACUCUGCUAUCUCUUCCGGAUAAAAACCCCUCUGACAACACCCGAUUUGCUAUCUCUUAGUGGCAAAAAUUGCUGUUGACCACACCCAUAGUGCCCAUCACCCCCAUCAGUUUUUAAAAUGUCAUGUUUUUUCAUGCGACUGAAAUGCCGAGAGUCGAUAGAGACAUCUGAAAUAUCGAAAAUAUGAUUUCUGGAUUUCCAAAUUAGUUUUAUACUUUUUUCUCGCUAUAAAACAUUGCAUAGCCACGGCAUUUUUAUAACAAUUGGUCUCGUAUUUCUUGGGAGAGGACUUCCGGUAUUCCGCGGU
Nematostella vectensis (starlet sea anemone) is the source of this 1256-nucleotide messenger RNA. RefSeq lists its product as uncharacterized. Bases 407 to 877 code for a protein of 156 amino acids. The record is from RefSeq and is a predicted model, not a curated record. Lineage: Eukaryota; Metazoa; Cnidaria; Anthozoa; Actiniaria; Edwardsiidae. The transcript has 2 exons.